This is a messenger RNA of Rhineura floridana, 827 nucleotides long. Its product is annotated as ninein-like. The transcript has 2 exons. The record is from RefSeq and is a predicted model, not a curated record. NCBI's taxonomy places the organism in Eukaryota, Metazoa, Chordata, Lepidosauria, Squamata, Rhineuridae. The coding region runs from base 1 to 402 and encodes 133 amino acids.
AUGAGCUACCUGCUGGGGUUUAUCACCAGCAUUCAAAGUACAUAUUUGGCCAAGCAAGAACAGCAGCUCUUGAGGCAGGACAACGAGAGGCUCCAGCGGGAGGUCCAGAGCGCCAAGGCAGAUCUGGCUCAUUCCAGGGAGAAGAUACGGCAGCUCGAAUCCACCAUCCUGUCUCUGAAGCACGUAAAACACCAAAGCCAGUCGGGGAUUGUGAAAGCCAUUGAGCAGGAGCAGCUGAAUCUGAAGAGGGAAUGUGAGCGGCUGCAGAAAGAACUGGCUUCAGCCAACCGAAAGAUCAGCCAGAUGAAUUCCCUUGAACAUGAGCUGGAAACCAUCAAUUUGGAAAAUGAAGGCUUACGGAAGAAACAGGUCAAACUGGACGCACAGGUGAUGGAGAUCUAACAUAGUUCUGGGCUUUGUGAGGUGGCAUUCAUGAGAUGAAACUAUCCCCACAACAAAAUAUACCUAGAAGAGGCCGUUAGCCUGGUUUGCAAGAGAGAGAUUGCACCCCAUCAACUAGGGAGCACAGGUCUGUCGACAGCCAUUAGCUGUGAUAAAUAACUAAGUGGAACUUCCAUGUAGGAGGAGGAGGAAGUUCCGUGCAAGGCACCCCUGGAAGGACCCCUGGAGUCCCCAGAGGGGCAGUGGGGCUGCCCUCUGUCGCCUUGCCGGGGCAGCUGGACACCCAAGAAAAUCAGGACAUUCCCCUCCCAACAAAAAACAUAUGAAACUAUAGACCUGGUUGCAAAUGCAAUUCAGCUGGCUUUGAGGAGACUGGAAUUUAACACAGAAAAUGCAGUUACUUGUAUCAUGGAUAAACCCACCAU